CCGCUUGGCAUGAAACCGCGAGUGAUGGAAACAUUUUGGGAGGAGGAAGGAAGCGUAUGUUUCCAUGUUGAAGCCAGGGGAAUCUGUGUCGCAAGGCGAAAGGACAACAACAUGAUUAAUGGCACGAAGCUCCUAAAUGUAGCUGGCAUGACGCGCGGCAGGAGGGACGGCAUGUUGAAAAGCGAGAAAAUGAGACAAGUUGUCAAAGCAGGGCCAUCGUGGUUGAAAGGCAUAUGG
This is a messenger RNA of Truncatella angustata, 237 nucleotides long. Its product is annotated as transcription regulator HTH, apses-type DNA-binding domain-containing protein. The transcript has a single exon. Gene Ontology annotation, biological process: positive regulation of transcription by RNA polymerase II. Gene Ontology annotation, cellular component: nucleus. The annotation marks the transcript as partial. The record is from RefSeq and is a predicted model, not a curated record. Lineage: Eukaryota; Fungi; Ascomycota; Sordariomycetes; Amphisphaeriales; Sporocadaceae. Gene Ontology annotation, molecular function: sequence-specific DNA binding; DNA-binding transcription factor activity.